GGCGUUGGCAAGAACGCAGGCGGCGGCAAGGGUGCGGGCAGCGCAGGUGGUGCUGCAGGGCUCUCCAAGCAGCAGCUCGACGCCAUCGCCAAGCGCGUCUCCACCCUGGCAGCGGCUGCUGGCGCCACUCCGCCGCCAGCAGCUGGCAGCCCUCCCGCAGGCGCCGCGCCUGGCCGCGGGAAGGGCUCGCGCGGCACGGGCAAGGGCAAGGACGCUGCCGUGCCCGCGUCCGAGGUGGCCGACACCAGCGACAGGGACAAGAAGAUCGAGCAACUCGAGCUUCUCGUCAGCACCUACCAGCAGCUCAGCUGGCGUCCAGCUGCUGAGCUGGACGCCAGCGUCAUGCCCGACGUGGCCGCCAAGCUGCAGCAGGCCAGAGCCGACCUGGUGGAUGCGCGCGCUGCGCAGGCUGCUAGCCUGCCGCCAGCGCAGCGCAUGGCGCGCUGCCACACACGUGUGCAGCGAGCCGCCGAGAAGGUCGAGAAGAUCAAGAACCAGAUCUCAGAGCUGGAGAAGACCCAGCAGGAGCUGCAGCAGCAGCUCGACGCCAACAUCCAGUCCAUGGACGAGCAGAAGAAACGUCUCGAGCAGGCCAUGGACGACCAGCAGCGCGAGGAGCAGGACGCAAAGUCUGUCUGGGCUGACACGGCACCAGACGAGGUUCCUGAAUCGCUCGCAGAGUUCACCAAGACGUCCAAGGCCAAGAUCGAGGAGGCCAAGAAGAAGUUCGCAGACAAUGCAGACAUCCUCCAAUUCAUCAAUGACAUGGCCAGCAUGGUGGGGACAUUGCCCGAGAAGGCGGAGCCACCGCCAUCACCAGCGCCAUCGACCACGGACACACCGAUAUUCGAUUCCGAGUUCUUCAAAACUGAGAUGGAGUCCCUUGCCAAGCACGUGCCGAAGAAGGAGCUCGAAGCCAUCCAGAAGGCCAGAGCUGCAUACCAGGACCAGCAGGCCGCGGCCGCGCGGCAGCUGGGUGCGCCAUCGAGCAAGGGGACUGGCAGCCGUCGGGGCCACCGCCCGUACGGGUAA
Prorocentrum cordatum is the source of this 1032-nucleotide messenger RNA. The record is from the annotation of a GenBank genome assembly. Lineage: Eukaryota; Dinophyceae; Prorocentrales; Prorocentraceae.